Bathycoccus prasinos is the source of this 243-nucleotide messenger RNA. RefSeq lists its product with no specific name. Bases 1 to 243 code for a protein of 80 amino acids. The transcript has 2 exons. Lineage: Eukaryota; Viridiplantae; Chlorophyta; Mamiellophyceae; Mamiellales; Bathycoccaceae. The record is from RefSeq and is a predicted model, not a curated record.
AUGACGUCCGACUCAGAAAGCGAAAGCGACGACGAAGAAUACAACCAAGGACCCGACAUUUUUGAAGCCGCGGCUGACGAAGAAAUCAAGGAAGACCACUGGGAGUAUCACAUGCGCAAAAAUAUGAACGAUGGCGCCGGAGACGCCGUUUAUCGCAAUCUGGCGUAUAAAGCCGUGUGUAACUGCAUGCCCGUGUGCAAAGAAGGGUGCAUGAAUCCGUAUUGGAUGUGGACCAAGAAAUAA